AUAUCGAUCAAUAUGGAAAUCACACGAUCUACUAUUGACCAGGUGAAGGAAGACGUUCAAGAGAACAAAACUAUCAAGCCGCCUCUAACGGCUGCAGCGACGCUCCGUGAGCUUAUUGCCAAGAAAGAUAGCAUUUUGGUCUGUCCUGGGGUUUAUGAUGGACUCACGGCUAGGAUUGCCCUACAGGCUGGGUUUGAUUGCUUGUACAUGACUGGUGCAGGCACUACAAUGUCGAGACUUGGAAUGCCGGAUCUAGGCGUUGCGACACUGAACGAUAUGAGGGAAAAUGCCGCCAUGAUUGCUGGUCUUGAUCAGAAAGUCCCGCUUAUUGCUGAUGCCGACACUGGGUUUGGAGGUCCCUUGAUGGUCGGUCGAACCGUUACCCAGUACAUGGCAGCCGGUGUUGCUAGUUUACAUCUCGAGGACCAGGUUGUGAACAAGCGAUGCGGUCAUUUGAAAAACAAAGAAUUGGUAGACGAGGAGGAAUACCUUUCUCGUAUCCGUGCAGCCGUCAUGGCACGGGAGCAGACACCUGGGGACAUCGUUCUGAUCGCACGGUCUGAUGGAUUGGAGUCUUUAGGCUACAAGUCAUCAGUCGCCAGAUUGAAGCGUGCUAUCGCCUUGGGGGCGGAUGUUGCCUUCCUUGAAGGCAUCAAGUCCAAAGACCAGGCCAUGCGUGUCUGUUCGGAUCUUGCCCCUACUCCAGUGUUGUUAAAUAUGGUUCAUGGGGGUGUUACGCCCAAACUCUCUGCUGCAGAAGCCAAGGAGAUGGGAUUCAAAAUUAUUAUUUUCCCGGGUUUCGCUCUUAAAGCGGUGUAUACUGGGGUGGCUGCAGCGGCCAAGGAGCUCAAGGAGACGGGCGAUAUGGCGUUUGAAUCCACAAAUAACGGCAGCCCUCAAGACAUCUUUAAUGUAUGUGGACUGAAAGAGUGUACACAAUUUGACAUGGCGGCUGGGGGAAAAAACUAUUCAAAGGGUGUUUGA
This is a messenger RNA of Penicillium samsonianum, 984 nucleotides long. RefSeq names its product isocitrate lyase/PEP mutase family protein. NCBI's taxonomy places the organism in Eukaryota, Fungi, Ascomycota, Eurotiomycetes, Eurotiales, Aspergillaceae. The record is from RefSeq and is a predicted model, not a curated record. The transcript has 3 exons. Gene Ontology annotation, molecular function: catalytic activity. The annotation marks the transcript as partial.